AUGAGCUCGCCAUCAAUUGCCAUACCGCCCUCGCCAUCAGACAGGACCCCCAAUCCCGUGAGGAGUCCAGACGACAGCGACAACGAACAUGAAGCUACUUCCAACAAGAACAGUCGCGCUAGUAGGAAUAGAAAUACCAGCUGGAGUCAAUCAAUAAGCAGAUCAUGGAGUGUCAUUUUUCAAGGUGGUGGAAGAUUACAUGAUUCUGAUGACGACGAGAACGAUAAUAACGGAACUGAUGGUCAACCACGAGAUUCUGAUGACGAUGAUGACGAUGGUCAGCCAAGAUCUCAUCUCAAUGGAGCCUCACAUCGUAACCAUGCAGAUAUAACGAUACAUGAUGACACGGAACGAACGCCGCUGAUACCUAAAUUAUCACAACCUAAAAAGUCGAGCUUCUCACAAUCAUUGUUCAACUCGGUGAAUUUGCUUGCUGGAAUGGGAGUUCUGACUCUGCCCUACACUUUCAAGUUGACUGGUUGGCUUGUCGGCACAGGACUGCUGAUCACCUUCGCCGCAACUACUUCUCAUACCGCUGUGCUACUCGCCAAGUGUCUGGACCAUCCGAAAGUCAAAGGCCCUGGUGGGUUAAUAGGGUUGACGUAUGGAGACGUAGGAGAAGCUGCUUUUGGUCUCAAUGGUCGAAGGUUUAUAUCUGCAGUAUUCGUGUGCCAGAUGAUGGCAGCGUGUGUUGCAUAUUGCAUAUUGAUAGGGGACUCUAUACAUGCACUAUUCCCUCAAUUCCAACUUACCUAUAUAAAGCUAGUCACAUUUUUGGUUCUGACACCCACGACUUGGCCCAAAUCGAUGCAGCUUUUGUCGUAUACCUCAUUUAUAGGAAUAAUCGCAUUACUCAACAUGAUUGCCAUUAUUUUGUUUGACGGACUGACGACUCAUACUUCUCCUGGAUCGAUAUUAGUCCCAGAAACUACGAGUCUGUUACCGCCCAAUAUAAACGUAUUGCCAAUGGCUAUAGGCUUGACAAUGGUUGGAUUGGACGGGCACGCAGUCUUCCCGUCGCUGUAUCGAGACUUGGGGAAGCCGAAACGAUUUAGUUGGAUUGUCACAAUAACGUAUAUAAUAGUGCUCGGAAUCUACAUAGUAAUAGCAGGGUCUGGAUACCUCAUGUUUGGAGAAAAUUGUAAGAACGAAAUCACCCAGAAUCUCCCAACUGUACCAUCAUUUAAUCCUCAGUUAACCCAAAUGACUGUGUGGCUAGUCGCAAUCAACCCGAUGACCAAGUAUCCGUUGCUAUUGAGCCCAGUAAAUACGCAGAUUGAGAACACACUCCACACAACGUUUGUAAGUGCGUAUCAGCAUCAAGGGAUUGUCAGGAUCAUAUCACGGUCUAUCGUGUCUCUCCUCGUGGUUGUAAUAGCUAUAUACUAUCCUGGGUUCACGAACGUUAUGGCUCUGCUCGGAUCUGGAUUUUCCUUCACUGUGGCGGUGGUCUUUCCACUCCUCUGCUUCUUGAAGCUCUACGGUGAUGAGAUAUCGUUAGUCAGGAGGUUGUUUUAUAAGUUGGUUAUUGUAUUAGGGGCAGCGUUGGGAUUAUUGGGGACUGUAUAUAGCUUUUUGCCUACUCCUCAUAGUGAUCUUUAG
Synchytrium microbalum is the source of this 1602-nucleotide messenger RNA. RefSeq lists its product as uncharacterized. The transcript is spliced from 3 exons. Gene Ontology annotation, cellular component: vacuolar membrane. Gene Ontology annotation, biological process: amino acid transmembrane transport. The record is from RefSeq and is a predicted model, not a curated record. The coding region runs from base 1 to 1602 and encodes 533 amino acids. Gene Ontology annotation, molecular function: amino acid transmembrane transporter activity. Lineage: Eukaryota; Fungi; Chytridiomycota; Chytridiomycetes; Synchytriales; Synchytriaceae.